GUUGGAAGCUUGGGAAUAUCUUUGGCAAGACUUGGGUGUACUUGUCGCUUCUGCAUCCCUCUACUAUUGUGUUUUUUUUUGUCAAAAUGGGACAAGGGAUUUGGUUUGGAUGCCCUUCCACGCAUGGCUGACCUGUUUGCUACUCUUGGGAUGUGAGUCCGUGUUUUGUUUUAAUAAGGGAUUCUAUGAUCACCUAUUUGCUUUGGAGUCGAAGGGUGCACAGCGGGCUCGUAAGCAUGUGUUCAGAGCUUGUGAUGUUGAUGGUACGAGGAGGUGAUGGACCUUAAGACCUUAAGACAAUUCCACCUUUUUUUGCACACAGUAGGAGCAUCCGUAGUUUCCAUGGUGUUCUUUCUUUUGUAUCAUCUCGUCCUGCAUCGAUUCAUGCUCGAGCCGCCCCAGCCGCUGAUUAUCCAGCUGCCGCUUGUGAAUACUGAACGAACCCAUGUCGUUCAGACGAAUGGCGCCAGCAUCUCAAAGUAAACCUUUUCUGCAAAACGCAGUCGGAGCUCUCCUCAUCCUACUGCCACUGUGGCAAACCCAAUGCCCUGCAUUUUGCAUGCAAACAAAAGCUAAUGGCCAUGAGGUGCUGAAAGGAUUGGAGAACGAGGAUACUCGACUUGCACAGUAUAUGGAAACAUUAGUUUGGCCGAAGUUGACUUGCUUCCAUGCGUUCGGCCAAACAUACAAGUUGCCGUUCCGAAGCCGGGCUGCAGGAAAUCGGAAGUCUCCCACAUCAGCUCAGUUGGAGUACUUGGGUGGAUUCUUUGAUGGCGACGGGUGCGUAGCUUGCAAAAGUGACUUGACGGCCUGUUGGCUGUCAAUGGGUCAGGUGGCAAUCAAUGCCGAAGUGCUGGUCCUUUUCGUGGAGUUCUUUGGAGGAUGCAUAUACCGUCAAGCGAAUGGCCAGGGGAUCCGACAGCCAAAACUGCAGUGGCAGGUUCAUUGUCAGGAGGCUAGAGCUGCGGCGAAGCAAUUGAGCAGUGUUUGUUUAGGCAAGAGGGAGCAGCUGGACCUGGUCAGCAAUUGGUGGGAUAACAAGGAUGAGCGGCAAUUGGUGGCUGACCAGCUGCGCGAACAGAAGAAACGCCCACCAACCAUCCCAAGCGAGUUGAGCCUUUCAUGGCCAUAUUUGGCAGGCCUGUCCGACUCUGCAGGUUGCAUUAAGCUGCGUCCCAACCAGAAUAGUAAAGCUGUCAAGCUUGAAAUUACCCAGAAAUACAAGGCUCUUUUGCUGCUGAGCAAGGCAUUUUUGGAUCGGCAGUUUGAAGAAUCGGGUGCGGAGAUUUAUUCUUGCACUAAAUCAGCAUUUCGCCUGGAAAUCACUGAUCAGAAGACUGUGCGAACCCUACUUCAAGAGCUAUUGAAAGCUGGCUUGAUGAUAAAAGCCUCUACAGCUCGAUGUGCGCUGGCUCCUCACCGCAACCACGCUUCAAUGCGAGAACAGUUGAGUGCCACCAUCACUGGCAAUCAGGGGCGCUACACCAGACUGGAUGCACAAGGCUGCCAACGGAGCAAGUCCAUUAAGAGUCUUCGCAGUAAAAUGCGGGCAGCUCAAAGGAAGCACGACAGCAAGUCUGUGGAGCAGCUAGAGAACCAACUUGCAACCCUGCAGCUCCACCACGACAUAGAAAAUGCCAAGUGUCGCAUUCGCCGUCGGAAAGAAGACAUCAAAAUGCUGUUGGCCGCAGGUGCAACAUCAUCAAAACCGUCUCCCGCAAGUGUGGUAGAUCUCGAUCAUGACCUGGUGUCCUCCGAGAAAAAUGAAAGUGCGCCAAUUGUCGUUUGUCAUCGCAUCAUUCGACCCAGACUGGCUGAGCACCUCUUCAAUGUCUCAAACAGACGUAUCAACUAAUCA
This is a messenger RNA of Durusdinium trenchii, 1858 nucleotides long. The record is from the annotation of a GenBank genome assembly. NCBI's taxonomy places the organism in Eukaryota, Dinophyceae, Suessiales, Symbiodiniaceae.